AUGGCGAGAACGGGUGCAAGUGGUACCCCGCCGUACGUGCAAUCGGUUCGGUUUGUGUCCAUAUCGAUGGUGCUAGCGGUGGCCAGUGCUUUGCUGCUGCCCGAGUUCGAGUACGAGAGUGUCCCGUUUCCGGCGGACGACAUCGAACGGGACCUGCUGUUCGAUGGGCGGUCGUGGAGUUUCCACGGGCACGAUGUGAUAGGGCCUGCUGAAGAAGGCGCCUUCUACCAGUCGGAUGUGAACCUUGCGGCCCUGCGCCCGAUAUCACCCACCCCACCGUUUACGCUCGAUCCUUCCUACAUUUCGCCGGCCGAAGUGAUACCGGCCCGGGCCAAGCGAGCUAAUCGGAUGGGGAAAAAACGUGCAACCAAGCAACGCAAAAGGGAACAACUGAAGGAUCAUAGCUAUGAGGAGAUGGACCGGGACGAGAUGCUUGAAGACGACAACGGCGAGGAGGAUGAGGAGGGAAAGGCACACUCGGGAGAGGUCGAGGAAAGUGAAGUUGGUGGCGAUGUGGAGGACUACGCGGCACGGUAUGAAAAAUUCAUCGCCCAACACUUUGAUGACGUUGAGCGACGACGGGAGAAGUCGGCCCCUCAGCGGAAGGCACCGACGAGAGGUCGGGCGGAAAGCAAAGAGGAUGGGCGUGCGGACGAGACAGACGGCAACGAAGAGGACGAGUCCGACGGUGACUACAAGUUCGAUCGGUUCGAUUACUCCUCGUCGGACGACUACGAGCGGAUUAAGGCGGAAUCGGAGGAGCAAAGUAGGCGGCUAGCGAAGGAUCCCCGGAACUGCCGGACAUACGAGAAAGAUGGCAUGGUAUGCAGCGUGUGCCACGAUCCGGCCAGCGACAGUGCGUCGGAGAGCUGCGCGUAUGCCACCGAACCGCACCACCGGAAGUACGCCUACGUCAAGGAGCGCAACUACGACAGUAAGAAACCGGAUGGUACUGGGGCAGCAGGAGGAAAGGCCGACCAGGAGCUAACGGAAGACGGGGACGACGGAGAGCACGAGCAGCUGGCAGAGUCACGCCCGGAGCGGCAGACAUCCGAUGAGGACACUACCCUUACCACCACCACCGCCGCCGUUCCACGGCGCAGGAAAGCCCAUCCGAUUCGUAAACCGAUGCUACGGUCGAAACCACACCAAUUGGCAACGAACGGGGGUGGCUACCGGUAUCAGCCACCGGCCAUUGACCUUCGCUCCAACCGGGCCAGCAUGAAACUGCGUUCGGCCGUAACGGGCAGCGACGGAGAAAGCCAGACCGAGGACGAUCCCAACAUUUACGUCAUGGACUACAACGAUCAGGACGAUGUGGCGCGCGUGCUGGCCGAGUUUAAGUCGCGCGAUUGGUCCAAAUGCCGUAAAGGUAAACGGACCGGAGGUGAUGGUGGUGGGUUGACCUGCUACCAGUGCCAGGAUGCGGCCGGUGUUAACCACGAGGAAUGCAUGUACGUUUCAGAGUCCCGCCAGGUCGCCACCGGGAUUGCACUACCACCAACAGCCGACGAGGGCAAGCUGCGCAAGCGGAAAAAGGUCGUACCGUUACGCCGGAAGAAUGGUUCAAUGGUCGAUUCCAGCGCACUCGAACCGACGCUUGACGGUAGCCCGACAAAGGAGAAGCAAACGGUUAAACGGACAGUUUCGUUCAGAAGCUUCGUGACUGGCUCGGGGACCGGACAAGAACGGCCGGCAGCAUUUCCGCUGCCUGCGGACGCUAGCGAGCGGGUGAUCCACUAUGAACAUCACAUUUCUCAUGAGGUACCAUAGGCUGUGUCCGAAAGGGAAAAGGAAUCAGCUUCCGAUGUUCUCUGAAGUGGAGAAGAGAAACA
Molecule: messenger RNA, 1835 nt
Organism: Anopheles coustani
Lineage: Eukaryota; Metazoa; Arthropoda; Insecta; Diptera; Culicidae
Exons: 1
Coding region: 1-1773 (590 amino acids)
Source: RefSeq, a predicted model, not a curated record